Molecule: messenger RNA, 2794 nt
Organism: Xiphias gladius (swordfish)
Lineage: Eukaryota; Metazoa; Chordata; Actinopteri; Istiophoriformes; Xiphiidae
Gene: chrnb5a
Product: cholinergic receptor, nicotinic, beta 5a
Exons: 8
Coding region: 35-1561 (508 amino acids)
Biological process (GO): monoatomic ion transmembrane transport; chemical synaptic transmission; signal transduction
Cellular component (GO): neuron projection; synapse; postsynaptic membrane
Molecular function (GO): acetylcholine-gated monoatomic cation-selective channel activity; transmembrane signaling receptor activity
Source: RefSeq, a predicted model, not a curated record
AAGUCGCAAGCUUGUCCAGGGAAGAAGAGAGGAGAUGACUGCCAACACUCUCCUCCUGCUCUUCAUUGUCUCUCUCACAAGCAGUAGGGCAGAGAAUGCAGAGGAGCGGCUGGUGAACUACCUGUUGGGUCCAGAGCGCUACAAUAAACUGAUCAGACCAGCUGUCAAUAAGAGCCAGCAGGUCACCAUCUCCAUACAGGUGUCUCUGUCUCAGCUUAUCAGCGUAAAUGAGAGAGAGCAGAUAAUGACGACCAACUUAUGGCUGUUUCAGGAAUGGAAUGACUACAGGCUGAGAUGGGACCCAGACAAGUAUGAAGGCAUCAAGAAACUACGAAUACCAUCCAAACACAUCUGGCUUCCUGAUAUAGUGCUGUACAACAAUGCUGAUGGUGUCUACGAGGUUUCCUUCUAUUGCAACGCCGUAGUCUCCAACACCGGGGACAUUUUUUGGCUCCCCCCGGCAAUCUACAAGUCGGCCUGUGCCAUCGAGGUGCAGAACUUCCCCUUCGACCAGCAGAACUGCACUCUCAAGUUCCGCUCCUGGACCUACGACCAUACAGAGGUGGACCUGAUCCUCACCAGCGACUUUGCCAGUCGCGAUGACUUCACGCCUAGCGGAGAGUGGGACAUCGUGUCACUCCCGGCACGCAAAAACGAGGACCCCAACGACAUCACCUACCUGGAUAUCACCUACGAUUUUGUGAUCAAGAGGAAGCCGCUCUUUUAUACCAUUAAUCUCAUCAUCCCUUGUGUGCUGAUCACGUCGCUGGCUAUCCUGGUUUUCUACCUGCCGUCAGACUGUGGGGAGAAGAUGACGCUGUGUAUCUCAGUGCUGCUGGCCCUCACUGUGUUCCUGCUGUUGAUAUCAAAGAUAGUGCCACCCACCUCCCUAGCAGUGCCACUCAUUGGUAAAUACUUGAUGUUCACCAUGGUGCUGGUCACUUUCUCUAUUGUAAGCACGGUCUGCGUUCUCAACAUGCACCACCGCUCCCCAUCCACCCACCACAUGCCCGACUGGGUCAAACGCCUCUUCUUAGUCCGACUGCCCACCUUCCUCCUCAUGAGGCGUCCAGGCUCUUCCAGUGUCCGCGAUAAACUCCGCCGGAAGUACGCCAACCGGAGCACCGUCGGGAAAAACAUUUCCCAGAGCUGCACAGAGAAGAAGCAGUACUCCAACAUCAGGCUCGGUGGGAUCCGAACAGACGCCGACUCCUUCUAUGUGAAUGAGGACUUGGCCCACAAGUUUUGCUGGAAGGUGGGCAACAUCCCGGACGGGGGUGGUGGAUUUUCAGACCUCCGGAGGCCUUUUGCUCCUCAGUGGGAUGCAGACCUGGAGGAAGCAGUGGAUGGAGUGAGGUACAUUGCUGAACAUAUGAAGACAGAAGACGAUGAUGAAGGGAUCAUAGAAGACUGGAAGUACGUGGCCAUGGUGAUAGAUCGUCUGUUCCUGUGGAUCUUCAUCCUGGUGUGUGUAGUGGGAACACUGGGGCUAUUCAUGCAGCCGCUGUUCCAAAGCUAUAACACACCUACGGCUGAUGACACUGAGUAUGGAGACUUCUAGGAUUUCUGUGGCAUGAAAACGGAAACAGUUGAACAAGCAUCUCUCAUAGGAACUUUAACUGAGAACCUACACCAGGUCUGGCUCUGAUCUGACUUUGCUCGCUGGACAUAACCAGCCUAAUCAAUGCAGCCGGCCGCAGUAGUUGUGUUUGCAGCAGUGGACCUCAAACAAAGACAUUCAUAUCGGAACACUUUUUUUUUUUUUUUUUUAACUGCAUGGCUUCUUUUUUUGCUGGACUAUGUCUCCAUUCAAGCUCCACCAUCAUCACAGGCCAGACAAUCUUGAUAUACUUUUUAAGCCAUUAACUUCUAUCGAGAUGACAUUAACAUCAAGCAAAGAUUAGGCCUGUGCAGAGUUUUUGUCACAACAUACAAGUUAAAGAGUAUUUCCCCCCGGCGUUAAUCUUUCACAGUGUACAGAACAAACCACAAACCACAAGACUGGUGAAAGAUACUUCUAAUUUCUUAUCCUGGAAGACCAUGAGGCCUGCUCUCCUCUGCAGUACUGUUGAUGUGAAAAAUGAAACUUUAGAGGACAUUAUACCAAAUGAUCACGUGGGUAAAGUACAAUGGACCAUAUUUUCUCUUUCUCUACACUUCUCAAACCAAGCUUUAUUGUAAAAAAGUGAGGAUAUUUUGUCCUAUCCACUUUUUCUCUUCAUAAAAAUAUUAAUGCACCAUCUCUCGCUCUCUCUGUCGUUCUCUUGUUCUGCUUCAGAGCUUUGUGCCUCAUCUCCACCAUCCAUCAGUGCAGUGUUGUAACCGUUAAUGCAUUAUCUUAUUUUGAAGACUGUGUGUUCUUCUCUUGCUUUCCCUCUCUGUCUUUCUCUCACUUGCACUUAUUUUCUCUCGUUUUUGUGCCAUCAAAUCACAAGGCCUGAAAACGUGUGCUAAAAUGAAAAAGGACAAAAAGGACGUAAAGAUGGAAAGAAGUCUUGAAAAGAUGGAUGAAAAUUAAAACAAAUUUUCAUCCAUCAACAGACUGACUCCUUAGUAGCAUAUAUAUAUAUAUACACACACACACACACACACUUUUUUUCCAUCACUAUUUGAAAGGAAAAGAUGAAUUCCGCCUCCAUGUAUGCCUCUCCGCUCAUUUUAGCCCUCACUUUUACAGUUGCCUUAAACCGUUGCUGAAGAUUAAGUAAGACAAACAUGAACUGUAGCAGCAAAAGGCUACAUAUUAACAAUGAAUUUUCCACUGACUGUACCCUGAUACAAUGUGUUGAAUAAA